AUGAAAGAGAGUGAUUACACAACUAGUGAUGUGACAAUUGACAUAAAUGUCAAUAAAUCCGAUGUUUUGUCGGACUAUGACUCGGGAUAUACAAUAGCUGAAGAUUUGUGUGAAAUUGACGAAAUAAUCGACAAAUUGCUUCCGGAUGACUAUCAACAGUCAAAACAAACAAAUAUAAGCUCAAGAGUUGAUCACAUAAAUCAAACGUUUGCACAAUUUGAUCGCAUUAUGAAACUUGUGUCAAACUACUCAACAAAUUUAAGUCCAAUAUUUCAGAAACUAAUGGCUCGGUUCUCGACUAUUAUAUAUGAGAUUUCAUUAGAGCCCUUAUGUAUGGCAUCAUUGGUUACAAUUGCCGAAGCAAUAAACAAUAGGCAUUUAUGGGCACUCAAAUUUAUUGACUCUAUGGGAGGCAUACCAUCCGGAAUAUUGGAAGGCGUGUUGUCGAGUAUUGGUGAAUAUAAUGAGUGUUUAGAUAUUAAAAGCCCCGCAAACAGCCAAAUAGCAAUCACUGGUCAGUACUGUUUGGCAAAGCCUAUAAUACCUCAUCCAAAAAGACAUACAUAUAAAAGUGGUGAACCAUUCAAUAAUUUAUUUUCACUACCCGAUCAAUUUGUCGAUGAAGUCAUAGAUGCACUUUAUUUGGUUAACGGAUCACUUAUUAAUAUAGGAAUAUGUAUUCCCUCUACUUGUAAGCCAUCAGAUGUGGAAAAUGCAAUAAAUCAAAUAUUCUUCCCAUUAAUUCAAAUGCCUAUUCAAAUAGGACCAAUAUGUAGUAUCAAGGAUGCACCCUUAAUAUUAGAUAACUAUCAGUUAAUGGCACUAUCUAUUUUUCUGACAUUGCUAUUAAUAACAAUAUUGGCCGCUAUUUAUGAGUACUAUAUAAGUUCAUCUUUAUUGCCGACAAAUAAUGUCGAUAAUAACACUUUAAAGAUAUCAAAAAUAUCUCAAUUGAUUAUAUCGUUUUCAAUCAUUUCCAAUACAAAAGCAAUGUUCAAGAAAUCUACCAAAAAGUUUGUUAACAUUGAUUUCAUCAGAUUUGUUAUGUUAUUGCAAACCAUUCUUAUGCAUCAAUACUAUGUGUAUAUGUUUUGGAGUGCAAUACCAUUAACCAAAAGAUUGAUGACUGGUAUGACCAGUAAAGUGGGAACGGAUUAUAAAUAUGCUUUCCUUCGUAAUGUACACAAUACUGAUUUUUUCUUUGCUCUCUCUGGACUUUUAACGGCCUAUAGUAUGAUUGGUGCUCUUGAGAGAAGCAAAGGAAAGUUUAAUUAUAUAAAAUAUAUUAUUAAUAUAUAUUUGCGAUUUUAUCCAUCAAUAUUUGGCGUAAUACUAAUGUAUUAUAUAUUACCACUGUUGGGAAGCGGACCCUUUUGGCACAGGGCUGACACUCAAUAUGUCGAGUCGUGUCGAAAUCAUUUGUUGUCUAAUCUAUUAUCUUUCAAUUAUUAUAUACUGGAUUUGGAUGAAUUUGUUCAGUCAUCGAUGGUUUGUUGCAUUAUAUUUUAA
Molecule: messenger RNA, 1509 nt
Organism: Oppia nitens
Lineage: Eukaryota; Metazoa; Arthropoda; Arachnida; Sarcoptiformes; Oppiidae
Exons: 6
Coding region: 1-1509 (502 amino acids)
Source: RefSeq, a predicted model, not a curated record